AUGAUGCCAUCCCCCGCCGCCAGCCGCUCUUCGCCCUCUCCCUCGCUCGAGUCAACGACGAACUUCACCGACGCCGAAUCUGAGUCUGUCGAGGCACAUACCGACUCCAUGGAAAGAGAUGACGGAAUAGUCGUAUCAUCCACGCACGUGCCGACUAGGGUGCCAGUUGGCGAUCCCCUGCUGCCUGGACCGACCAUAACCGCGAACACCGCUGUGCCCGUUAUCGACGCAACGGCUCUAGAUAACCGCGGCAUCAAUGCGAACGAACAGCGUGAGGCGACGCGCAUCGCGAGUCUAGAGGCGCUAGGGAAAAGGCACGAGCGCUACUUCUUCACGGCCGAUUUCCUCGCGUUUAUUGUUGAAGGAAGUGUGUAUCGUGUUCACGAAUACCUAUUCGUCGAUCUUUCCCCUCUCUGGGCGGAAAAGCUUGCGAGGCCUGACCGCACUGCCGACCCUAUUCGGUUGGCGGACGUGUCUAGGCAAGAGAUGGACGCAUUUCUGUCGACUCUAUACCCCACGAGAGAACAAAACGACGCUUGCCACCUGUACGCGUACUGGUCUGCCGUGUUGCGGCUUGCCACCAUGUGGAAGUUCGACAAACAGCGCGAGCUUGCCAUCGACGCCCUCGAAGAGAUAGCGAGCCCAAUGGGGAAGCUCAUCUUGGCUCGUCGCUACGAUGUCGAAGUCUGGCUUCAGCCCGCCUUCAUUGCGCUCUGUAUGCGCCCUGCUACAUUGAGCCUGAGUGAGGCCAAGCAUCUGCCCUUGCAGGAUGUCCUUCACAUCACUUCGGCCCGCGAGGUGCUGAUGAUCAAUGCGGAGGAUGCUCCGACAGUGGAAGAGGUCUCCGACUACGUUGGCCAGCACAUACUUGGGCUGCAGUCCACGGACGCCCAUCCGUUGCGCGGAGCGGCCAAUACAUCUCCAAAUGCCGUUGGGUCUGACGAACAUAGCAUGGAACCCUCGCCGAUAGCUCUCACUCUCUCUGAGAAUCCCACCGUCGAUGAGAAACGAGCUUUCGUCGCUCUUUUUGCACAAAAAAACUUCAAGGUGGCAUUGAGAGCUGUGACAUCUCGCAACGUCAGGGCGUUCCUCGAGCUACUGAAAGAUUUCAGUGCUGUGCUCAGUAGCCCGACGUUCUUUACGCUCGACCUCCUUCCCGAAUUGGUCAAUCGCGCCGCAUUCAGCAUACCAGACGGCAUUAUUGUUGUCGAUUUACUCAAGGCGAUACACCUCAGCCUUGCGGUUGAAGGCGAUGAUGGGACCAUGAAACGGACUCUGACGCAGAGCACGCUGCGGGAAGUCAUCCAAGAUUUCGUGGCUGGCGUGUACACCUUUGUAGAGGGUCUCAAUGAGGCAUGUAGCAAGCAUGCAGACUUCGCCUUAGGAUACGCUCAUAUCGCAUUGACUACCCGUAACAGCUUGCUCAGUGAUGCAUUCGGGUUUGGUAAGACUGUCACGAACGAUGACCGCUCGUCGUUCAAUCAUAGAUGUCAUCGUCUGCAAGCCUUCUUUUCUGCCCUUGUUGGGGCUGAACUGCUUGCUGAAGACCAGCUGGGCGAUCUGGGCUUGGCAUGA
Molecule: messenger RNA, 1575 nt
Organism: Peniophora sp. CBMAI 1063
Lineage: Eukaryota; Fungi; Basidiomycota; Agaricomycetes; Russulales; Peniophoraceae
Source: the annotation of a GenBank genome assembly